Spodoptera frugiperda (fall armyworm) is the source of this 2196-nucleotide messenger RNA. RefSeq lists its product as uncharacterized. Lineage: Eukaryota; Metazoa; Arthropoda; Insecta; Lepidoptera; Noctuidae. Gene Ontology annotation, biological process: sensory perception of taste. The transcript has 4 exons. The record is from RefSeq and is a predicted model, not a curated record. Bases 284 to 1375 code for a protein of 363 amino acids. Gene Ontology annotation, cellular component: membrane.
AUGGAUUUUAAUUAUUGACUUCGUCAAUUUUCUUAUAACUCUGUCUGAUAACUAUUAUAUGGAUGAACACUUUAACGAAUGGAAUAUUAAAACAUGACUUGAUGACUUAUCUACGUAAUUUUCAGGUCCAUUUCAUAAAGCAAAUGGUAUUAUAAUUAUAGAUUGAAUGGUACUACGAAAGCUAAUUAAAGUCAUCAUAGAUAUACUGCGCGGGUGAGGCGCACGCUCUAUCUACGUAUUGACCAGCAGGGUUAGAGCAGCUCGCAGCCGGACUGCAUUCGCCAUGAUUACCAAGCACCUGUGGUCCUUGCACCACAUCUCAAAAACAGUGAUCUCCCCGAAGACUAUACUGUUCCUGCGUUUGUUGGGAGGACAGUACUCCAAGAUCUGUUCCAACAGACUGGUGUGCGCCGUCACUGCCGUCUACUGCAUCGUCUUUAGCUGCUACGCGCCAGUGCAGAUGUUGAUGUUACUCGCCCGAAGUUUGACACCCACCUCUGUACAGUCAACAGCAGCUGUUACUAUUUUCUUGUCAAGUGCGCUCACCUCAUUCUGGUAUCCUGAAUAUUUCCAAAUAUUUCAAAAUGACAUGGCAGCCAUAGACAUUGUACUGCGAGGGAAAUCGGAACUAGACAUACCACUCACUCGCGUCUUGUUAAUAGCGGUUGUUGUGUCUCACGUCAGCACAAUAGUCCCAUUCGCUAUCAAUGGAGUAUUGGAGGGUAGGGCAGAGUUUCAAAUCUCAAAAUUCUUAUUCGUUGCCUAUUUCGUGCUACAGAAUGGGAUCACUUAUUUAAUGGCAGUCAUGGUCUUCGAGAUAUUGUGGUAUAGAGUGAGAAAGUUCAGAGAACACUUGGAGAACUACUUACCACGAGUGUGUCGGGCACAGGACGUGCAGGCCGCCACCGAGGACAUCUGCAAGUGCCUGCUGCUCUACCAGAACAUUCUGGAGGCUUUUAAGAAGACGAACGUUCCCAUCAAAAUUGCAAUACUGACGGCGACGGCAGCCAGUUUCUUCAAGGUCAUUGCUGGAGUUUUCGAACUCAUUACUUCUUCGAGCACUCACAUAAAAGUGCUGCGGAUCCACGAGGCGGUGUUGGACAGCGUGCUGCCGCUGACGCCGGCGGUGCUGGCCGCGCUCAUACAGGGCGAGCUCAACCGCAUCAAGCUCUUCAUUGGCAACCUUAUACUAAACGCUAAAGACGAGAGCGUGCACGAUGCUCUGUGCGACUGCCAGCUGUACCUGGAGCACCGGCCCUUCAGGUACUCCGUGUGGAGGCUGUUCACCGUGGACCUGAGCCUCGUCAUCUCCGUCAUCAACCUCUACGUCACCUCGCUCAUCGCCAUGAUACAGUUCGGUCACUUUUAUAACUGAACUUAUCGGUUAACAUACUACGACAAAGCAGAAUUGUGGAGGCUUAGUACUUUUACUGGUUUUUUCCUGUGCGUAACUUUAAUUAUACCGUUGUUUGACUAUGUAUAAUGUGUUAUAAUCCUAAUAGUUUUUAACAAUCUGAUGAUUAUUAUAGAAAUAUUUAUCUUGGCACAUAAUUUUGCUAUGAACAACUAGUGCACAUGAUUUAUAACAACGUAGUUAUUGGGAUCGAUCUAUGCAGAGUGACGGAUGACGUAGGGCAGCGAUCGGUUCACCGUGACUGAUGGCGAAUUUGUGAUACAUUGGUGACGCAACAAGUCCUUCACGCGUCGGUGGUGCCGCGGGGCCUGACAUGUAUAUCGUGCGUCGGAAGCGGUCGGUUACCGGGCAGGGCGCGCUGGCCAUCCGGCAGCCGGCAGCCACUCCCCGGCCGGUCAAGGGCGCCGGGAACUGACACUGAGCCACUUUGCUGGUAAUGAGAAUGUAUGGCGCGGAGGCAGUGGGGCACGUUGUGCGAAACUGUGUGUUUAUUACUGUUUCACUUUAUUUAUGUGUCUAAUAAACGUCUCGUGCUUGGAGUAAGGCCUGUUUUAUGUUUGUACAUUGUGAGCCUAUUAAAACAUUCUAUAGCCAUUUAGGCCUUAAUUUCGUGAAGGUACCUUUUAUACAUACAUGUGUGUAUGUAGGUACGUCACCACUAGAGUCUGUAUUUCAUAGAAACUAGCAAUUGGAAAUUGCCCUUUCAAAAGGUUUAGUUCUUAGAACUUCACUAAGUUAAUAACUUACAUUGUACUUUAUAAUGUGUAAUCAAUCUUUUCAGA